AUGGCAAGUUUAACAAUUUUGUUGCGUCAUUCUGGCAAGUGGAACGAUGAGGGCAAUUACAUCGAUUUUUCAAUUGAGGGAAUACUGAUAAAGGAGUAUGCCUCCUUUAAUGAUCUGGUUGUUUCAAUUUCAAAUCAACUGGGAGAAGCGAUUGGAGUGUUCGAACUCCACAAGGAUUUGAUAAUUUCAAAAACUAAUCAAAAGGAGGUUAUGGCUGGACAAGUUUAUAAGGAUAAGGCUACAUUGAAAGAGGUAAUGGAGAAUUAUGCUAUAGCUCAAAGGUUUCAAUUCCGGGUUGAUAGGUCUAAUGUUGUCGGCUAUGCAUUAUUAUGCAUUUCAAAAGAUUGUGAAUGGAGGUUUAAGGCUUCAAGUAUUAACAAAUCAGAACUAUUCAAAGUGAGAGAAUUCAAUGAUAACCAUACAUGUCCGCUGAAGGACAAGGUGUAUGAGCAGCGGCAGGCUAGUAGCAGCCUUAUAGGUGGUAUGAUAAGGCCUAAGCUUACAAACCAUAAGAGGAAAUACACUCCAAGGGAUAUUAUUGAUGAUGUGAAAUCAGAUUUAGGUGUAAAUGUUAGCUACAUGUUGGCGUGGAGGGCUAAAGAAAAAGCAAUAAAUUUUCUGAGAGGUGAACCGGUUGAUUCAUACAAAAAAUUACCAGGAUACUUAUAUACAAUGGAUAUGACAUAUCCAGGUUCCCACAUAAGAAUAGUAAAAUCGCCAAAAAAUGAAUUCAUGUACGUGUAUAUAUCCUUGUAUGUCUUUAUAAGGGGGUUUGAUCAUUGUAGACCCAUUGUUGUUGUGGAUAGUAGUCACCUAAAAUCUUACUACACCGGGACAUUCGUUUCGACAAGCACGUUGGAUGGUGCAGGUCAUAUAUUGCCACUAGCAUAUGGUGUUAUUGGUUCAGAGAACGAUGUUGCUUGGACGUGGUUCUUUGAGCAAUUCAAGAUAGCAUACGGUGAAAGGGAAAACAUGUGCAUCGUUUCAGAUAGAAAUGAGAGUAUCAUUAAAUCUAUAUCGAGAGUGUAUCCAGAUGUACCGCAUUUUGCUUGUAUAAACGUAUAUAAGAAAUUCAAAAAGAGCCAUGCCAAGUUGAGCGAGAUAUACUUCUCUAUGGCAAAAGCAUACACACAAGCUGAAUUUGACAAUCUGAUGGAGAAGGUGGAGAAGGUAGAUAUUAUGGUGAAAGAAUACUUAGAGUUAGCUGGUUACGAAAAGUGGACUAGGUUGUAUGACCUGUUAACAGGGGAUGGACAAUGA
This is a messenger RNA of Nicotiana tabacum (common tobacco), 1260 nucleotides long. The record is from RefSeq and is a predicted model, not a curated record. NCBI's taxonomy places the organism in Eukaryota, Viridiplantae, Streptophyta, Magnoliopsida, Solanales, Solanaceae.